Messenger RNA from Solea solea (common sole), 2666 nucleotides. Its product is annotated as zona pellucida sperm-binding protein 2-like. The transcript has 13 exons. Bases 30 to 2174 code for a protein of 714 amino acids. The record is from RefSeq and is a predicted model, not a curated record. NCBI's taxonomy places the organism in Eukaryota, Metazoa, Chordata, Actinopteri, Pleuronectiformes, Soleidae.
GAAUCCAGGGACAGAGAUUUCUGGACAUCAUGGCUUCCACAACAGUGCUUCUGCUGCAGCUCGUCCUGGUCUCACUGGCAUCAGCGUCACAUCACUAUGGAGGAAUGGCGACCUACACCUAUAAAGGAAGAAACACUGACGGAUCAUUCAAUGUGGACUUUCGCAGACGGUCAACCUACAGUGGGUGUUCCAGCCACCACUCAUGGUAUUGUGUCGUGAGUGGCCACUGCGCCCCCUUCACGUAUGAGAAGGGUACAAUUGAAAGUAACAGCAUUUGGUGCGAAACUGAAUUGCUCAGUACAAUCAAAGUCGUGAAUGACAAACCAUUCAACAUGAGGGCACAUAGCUGUUGUUGGGUUAAUACACGCAAUCUAGUCAGUAACUGGUAUCUACUGACUCUCAUUGAUUUGGGGAUGAGAUCUGACACCAGGGAGCCAAACAGAUCACCAGACGUCUCCAUCAUACCUUACCUCCGAAUUCCUCAAAACUGCCCACGGACAUACAAACUGAUGGCCUUUGAUCCUGAUGGCGACAGAGUUCGAUGCCGUUAUGGAAAUAUCCCAACUCACGAGUGCCAUCAAUGCUCCCUUCCUGGUGGUUUCACCUUAGAUCAGGACUCCUGCAUGUUGCACUACAACAGUACAACUCACCAUUCAAGCGUUUUUGGAUUUGAGAUGGUGGUGGAGGACUUCCCUAAAAACCACAUCUCUCUGACCUACAGCGACAGAUCCCGCCGCUCUGUAACUCCACUGAAUCUCAUACACCCUGUGCCUCUGAGUAAACUCCCGCUGCAAUUCUCUGUUCGUGUGGAAAGCAGUGCUCCUUCAUGUCAGGAGGGAGUCUACUUGCCACAGUUUAUCAACCCAACACCUGCAAAUGGGGCACGUGUCCAAGCAGUACUCAACAAGGAAAUGGAGAUCAUUGUCAAAGCACAAGUCAGCAUGGGAAGAAUACAAGCUAUCCAUGUGAGUGGGCCGAUGAACAUCAGCAAACACACCAACGCACAUAAUGAGUUUGUCAUCAAAUGGACGCCUCUCCAUAACGACUUGGGAGAUCAUUACCCGAUCUGCUUUGUAGUUGAUGCAUUGCACCAGUCUCGUGUUUACCAGUCUGAGAUGAGGUGUGUUCUGGUGGACAUCACUGCAACGCAAGUUAAAUCUCAUGUGAUCUGCACCGAGACCACAAUGACAGUGAUGGUUGAGAAAGCCUCGUUCCCUCGACUCCACCAGGAUCAUCUGCGGCUCAGUGAUCCCACAAACACGGUCUGCAGCCUCCAGACACACUCCAACAGCACUCACGUCAUCGGUGUCUUCCCCCUCAAUGCUUGUGGUACUCAGGUUGAGGAAGACAAUGAUUUCCUCUAUUUCAAGAAUGAAAUCACUCCGUUUGACAACACUGCCGACGUGAUCACCAGGAAGCAUCUGCUGGAAGUGCAGUUCUACUGCCAAUACCCAAAACGAGGAAAUGUGACUCAGGGCUUCUUAGCACACAGGACGAAUGUCACAGUGUGGGACAAGGGCUUUGGCACAUUCACCUAUCAGUUUGAGUUCUACCCCGACAAUCAGUUCCACACCAUGAUCGAUCCAAUUUCUUAUCCACUGGAGUACGACUUAGGGAGCAGGAUUUACAUGCAGAUCGAGGCCACCUCUUCAGUCAGCAACACAGAGCUGUUUGUGGAGUCCUGCAAAGCUUCACCAUAUGACAACCCAAACUACAGCCAAACCUACUCCAUCAUUGAAAACGGGUGCAAAGUGGACCCAACUGUUGUAAUCCAUCCCAGCAGUGAUGUCAAAGAAUUCCAGUUCAGCAUAGAGGCCUUCAAAUUCAUCGGACUGCAUGAUCAGGUGUACAUCAGCUGUUCACUCAUGAUGUGUGAAGCAGGAAACUCCAACACAAGGUGCUCACAGGGGUGCAUCAACUCCACAAGUCCUGCCAAACGCCGAAAGAGAGAGGCCAUCAUCCAGAGUGCUCACCACUUUGUUUCCCAGGGGCCCCUGCGCCUCCACAGGUCAGCAGAGAGCCCCGAAGCCACAGGGACCUGGAACUUGAAUUUGAACCUGGUGUUCAUCGUUGGAUGUCUUCUUGCUGCUGUUGGCAUGGUCUGUGGAGUGGCUUUGUACAAAGCCAAAGUGUCAAAGGUCAAAUACCAACCUUUGCCACAUUUGGAGAAUUAAUACAGCAAUAUGUGCAAAUUUUGAGUUGCGCAUCAAUUGCAUCUCACCAUAUAAAGGCUUAAGCAAAGUGUAUAAGAAAAUAAGGUGGUGUGGCUGCAUGGCUCCAGCUGAUCUGACAGGUGCUAAAAUCUAAAAUCUAAGUCAAUGUAUCUUCAGGUGAAAUUAUGAAUGUAUUACUCAAGCAUAGAUAAAUCAACAGAUCAAUGAAUAUCAUCUUUAAUUCUUCAUCAGGCUGUGACAAACAUCUAAUCAGGUUGAAUUACAAACCAGAGCUAGACAGACAUCUGCUCUACAGCUGUGACCUGGUACGCAGCCCAAAGAGGGCGGUAGAUUAAAUGCAUUGGGCUUUUGUUGGACAUGUGUAAUAAGGUAAAAGUUUCUAGAACCAAAUUUUACUUUACAGGGUAUGGGGAUUGUUGUCUGUGCUUUUUUUUUGCAAGCAGGUUUAGGGUGUUUCUUCAUUUAAAUAAACCUAUAUCACAUCAGCAUCCA